Molecule: messenger RNA, 5045 nt
Organism: Drosophila kikkawai
Lineage: Eukaryota; Metazoa; Arthropoda; Insecta; Diptera; Drosophilidae
Gene: Cont
Product: Contactin
Biological process (GO): axon guidance; cell-cell adhesion
Cellular component (GO): axon; plasma membrane
Molecular function (GO): protein binding
Source: RefSeq, a predicted model, not a curated record
CUAGAUUGUAAAUAUUUAUCGUUAUCGACUCAUCACCCCAGCUUAUUCUCGGCUUGGGAUUUUGUUUUUAUUUAAUUAAACUAUAAUUUAAGCAAGUUUGGUUGAAUUAAUUUGUAUCAUUGAUCCAGCUGCGUCGCGAGCAAAAUGUGCCUUUAGUCUGCUGCUAGAAGCCAUCUGGAGCAGUUCCCAUCUCACCCCACUCGGAAUCGGAAUCGAGCCAGCGUCAGCAUGUCACCCACAAGAGGAUUAGCAGCGCUAGCGCUCUGUUUAUUUGGUCUGGCAACGGCCCAGUUGCCCGGAGACCUGCCUGCGGGACAAUUGGACGGACAACUAGGGCAGCCAAGCCAGCAGCCGCAGCAGAGCUACCAACCCAGCUACAACAAGGACUACUCGCCGCGAUACAAUCCCCUGUACACUGGCCAGCAGCAAAGCCAGGACACCACCCAGUUCGACAAUCCCCUGCUGGACGGUCAGAACCCCAACUCCUACAACGGCUACUAUGACGGCAACCGGCCACUGGGCGGAGCCGGCGGCGUGGGUGGCCUCAACGGCGUUGGAGUUGGAGGGUACAACGGUGGCGGGGGCCUAAGCAGCAAUGUGGGCGGACCCGGAAACAGCCUAGGCGGCGGCUUGGGCGGCCUAGGACCGCAGUACGACCCCUUCCACCGGAACAGCAUCGGCGGAGCGCCGGGUGUCAACUACCGGGAUAUGUACAGUGAUGAGGAAAACUUCUGCCCCGAGCACUGGGUCUCGUUCAGACAGAGCUGCUAUCGCUUCAUCCGCUCACCCAAACGGAACUGGGCGGAGGCCAAGAAGAUCUGCAAGGCCUACAACGCCGACCUGAUCAACGUGGACAACGUGGAGAAGCACUCCUUCAUCCUUAAGAAUCUCAUUUUGCAAAACCAUCGGCAGAACCGAUUCUUCAUCUCGGCCAGACAGACUGGGCCGCAGAACUGGGUCAACGAUGACAAUACACAGCUCGUGCAGAUCGAGGACUCGUUCUCCAUGGACGAGAAUGUGCCUUUGGAAAACGAGGACCUGCACGACAACCGCUUCCUGGUGCAGAACGACCUGUACAACAGGAACAACUUCAACAAUCCGAAUCAGUUUUACAACUCGUUGCCUGGAACCGUAAAUCAGCGCAAUCAGAACAACUUGAGGGGCUUUAUAGGGCCCAACCAGCCGUACGGAGACAAUGGCUACAUCCGGGACCGUGUGGUCUAUGCCUACUCCAAGAAGCGGGAUCGCUGGAUGUUUAUGCCGGCGUACGAGAUCGAACUGAAUCUGUUUAUCUGCGAGUCCAAGGUGCUCUACAGUCCGGACAACGUCAAUAUCAAGCUGGACGACAAGCGUCCCUACCACUACGGCCUCGACAUCCGCGACAUGGAGCGCAUUCCGCGUGGUCCCUACUUCGUCAAACAGCCGAACGACACGACCUUCGAUGUGAACAAGAACCGCUUGAUCCCUGAUGUGUCCCUGAGCUGCUUGGCUGGUGGCUACCCCACUCCCUCGUACGUGUGGUACCGCGAGGUCUAUGUCAACGACACCCUCGAGUACCAGAAAAUCGAUCCGUUGGCACAGGACCGGUACACCAUAUCUGGCGGUAACCUGAUCAUCUACGAGCCGAAGCAGGCUCUCGACCAGGGCGCCUACCAUUGCGUGGCGGAGAACAAGUUCGGCCGUGUUCGGUCCGAGAGCGCCCACCUCAACUUUGGCUUCAUAAUGGAGUUUAACCUGAAGCGAUCGGCGGAGACGAGCGAGAUGAACUGGGGCAAGUCGAUAUUCUGCGAUCCGCCACAGCAUUAUCCCGACGUUCGCUACUACUGGGCUCGCGACUACUUCCCCAACUUUGUGGAGGAGGACCAGCGUGUAUUUGUCUCCCGGGAUGGCGCCCUGUACUUCUCCUUCAUCGAAACGGUGGACCGGGCCAAUUACUCGUGUACCGUGCAAACCCUUGUAUCGGACACCGGUCGCAAUGGACCCUUCUUCCCGCUGCGCGUGACGCCCAACAGCAACUACCAGGCAUUGAUAUUCGCCAAUACCUUCCCCAAGGUCUUCCCAGAGGCGCCGGUGGCUGGCGACGAGAUCCGACUGGAGUGCAUGGCCUUCGGCUAUCCAAUUCCAGCCUACAACUGGACCCGCCAGAACCAGCCGCUGCAACGCAACGCCUACACAAUCAACUACGGCCGCGUUCUGAUCAUCCAGAAUGCGACGACGAACGACAACGGCGAGUACACCUGCACGAUCACCAAUCCGCGCAAGACGCUGACGAAGAGCAUCUACAUCAACAUCCAGAUGCGUCCCGAGUUCACGAUUCCGCUGAAGGACAUGAUCAAGGACUACAACAGCGACGUGACCUUUAUUUGUGAGGCCUUCGCUAUCCCGGAUGCGAACUACACGUGGUACAAAAACGCCGAACGCCUGGACCCGCUGAACAUCAAUCGUGACCGGUACAUUAUUCAGGACAAUGUGCUGACCAUCAAGUUUCUGGAAAAGGAUAAGGACGAGGGAAUGUAUCAGUGUGGCGCUCAAAAUCAGCUGAAAACGUCCUUCUCGUCGGCGCAACUCCGAGUGCUCUCCAUGAAGCCAUCCUUUAAGAAGCAUCCCCUGGAGGCCGAGGUCUAUGCUGUCUACAAUGGCAACACCACCAUUGUCUGUGAUCCGGAAGCCGCUCCACGCCCUAAAUUCCAAUGGAAGAAGGACGGCCAGGUCUUGGGUUCGGGUGGCCAUCGGCGAAUCCUGCCCAGCGGCACACUGACCAUUGCGCCUACAUCGCGGGACGACGAAGGCGUCUACACAUGCAUAGCCUCGAACCAGGCCGGCACGGAUGAGUCCCAUGCCCGCGUUAUUGUCUUGCAGGAGAUCCGCUUUAUGCAAACCCCACCGCAACGCAUUGUGACCAAGGAGCACGACCUAAUCUAUCUGCACUGUGAGGCUGCAUUCGACCCGUUGCUGGACAUUGCCUACGUUUGGAAGCAAAACGGCGAAGUCCUCAAGAACAACCAUGACGGCACUGGCCGGAUUAUUGUGGACUGGAACAGCUUGACGGUGCACAACACCACCAUGCGGGAUGCCGGCGACUACGAGUGCGUAGUCAAGUCGGCCGUCAACGAGAUCACCAGCAAGACCUCUGUGGUCAUUGAGGGAGCACCCGGAGCCCCGGGCGGCGUUCAGGUCAUUCAGAUCAGCAAAACGAAAGCCAUUAUCGAGUGGGUGGACGGGGCAAACAACGGCCGCGCCAUCCGUUACUACAAUAUCCUGGGACGCACCAACUGGAACCGAACCUGGGUGAAUGUCUCGACGCAUGUGCAGGCCCGCGAGGUGGAUCGCUACACGGCGCGCCAACAAGCCGAGGUGAUCAACCUGACGCCCUGGUCGGCCUACGAGUUCAGUGUGACGGCCGUCAACGACCUGGGCAUCGGCACCCCGUCCGCUCCAUCGCCCAUCUACAGCACCUACGAGGACAAGCCAUAUAUUGCUCCACGGAACGUGGGUGGUGGCGGCGGCAAGAUCGGUGACCUGACCAUCACGUGGGACCCGUUGCUGCCACAGGAGCAGCAUAGCCACGGCAUACACUACAAGGUGUUUUGGAAGCUCAAGGGAGCCCUGGAAUGGGCCUCGGACGAGAUCAAGAAGCAGGAUAACAUGGGCGUGGCUGUGGUCAAUAUACCGCUGAAUAACUACUACACUCAGUACGAGGUCAAGGUGCAGGCCAUCAACAACAUGGGUAAGGGACCGGAGAGCGGUGUGGCAGUCAUACACUCUGCCGAGGACAUGCCGCAGGUGGCUCCGCAGAAGCCCUUCGCGCUUGCCUUUAACUCUACUUGCUUUAACGUCACCUGGCAACCCAUUGACAUGUCCCGCGAGAACAUACGCGGCAAGCUCAUUGGCCACAGGUUGAAGUACUGGAAGACGACGCACCAGGAGGAGGACUCCGUGUACUAUCUGUCGCGUACCACAAGAAACUGGGCACUGAUCGUGGGCCUGCAGCCGGACACCUACUACUUUGUGAAGGUCAUGGCCUACAAUGCGGCGGGAGAAGGCCCCGAAAGCGAACGUUUUGAAGAGCGAACAUACCGUAAGGCCCCGCAGAAGCCGCCUUCCUCGGUUCACGUUUAUGGAAUAAACCCGUCUACGGUGCGGGUUGUAUGGCGAUAUGUUUCCCCCUCGCAGGACGAGGAACCCAUCGAAGGUUACAAGGUUCGCAUUUGGGAGACGGAUCAGAACAUGAUCACAGCCAACAAUACCAUCGUGCCAAUCGGACAGAAGCUGGAGUCCUACAUCAAUACCCUCACCCCCGGCAAGAGCUACAAUAUGCGAGUACUCGCCUACAGCAACGGCGGCGACGGUCGGAUGUCCAGUCCCACGCUGCGCUUCCAAAUGGGCAAGACGACGCGCAAUGCGGCAAAUACACGCCACGGCCACAACAUCAACACGGCGCUAAUCUUAAGCACACUGCUACUCAUCACCACCUUUUUCUACACAAACCACUGAGCGUAGCACAAAUCGAGAUAGGCUAAGGAAUACGAACACCCGUCCAGGAGUAUAAGAAGCGCACAGCCUCCGAACUUCUACAGAAACCCAAGAGUCUCGUUAAGAAUAUAUAUACAAACAGGUCAGGCAGCAUUCCAUAAUUACUUUGUAGCCGAAAGUAAUCAAUUGAAUUGACUUAGGAUUAUUAAUGCACACAAGAAAUGAUAGUUUUUACAUCAUACGACAAACAUAUUUACAAAAGUUAAAGAAAGUGACCUUAUUAUUAGCGUAAGUAGCCCUGCGAGAAAUUCGAAAACAUUUGACACAUAUUUUUUGAACAUAUUUUCUGAAUUAACUACGAGAGCAGCUAUAUUAGAGUAAGAUUAUAUCAGGUUUCAGAUAUAUGUACGUAUUAAUUUUAUUUGUAUUUGUCCUUUUUGGAAACUUCUAGUGUCCUGUAAAUGCCAUUCCGUCCAUUCUACAGAUUUUCUAAAACAAACUUGUAUAUCUUUCCAUCCAUUCUACAGUUUUUCUGAAACAAAUAAAUUUAUAUAUCUUUUCAAGUAUUUAAA